ACGUCGGUGUUUACGAUCGGAGGCGGUAUCCGUUAAGGUAGCCCAGUUAACUUGGUCAGCCUGUCACGUUAUCGACUAAACGCCAGGUGGUCGGUAAACGUUACUCGGUAAAGAUGGGUGAUAUAAACCCCUCGACAUCCCACGCAUUUCAAUCAGAGGGCUUCAGUCCGCCAUACAGGAGGAGGAGGACAGUCGAAGAUUUUAACAAGUUUUGCACUUUUGUCUUGGCCUAUGCUGGUUACAUCCCUUAUCCCCAAGAGGACUCGCCACUGCGCAGUAGUUCCAGCCCCCCCAACAGCACAGGCAGCACAGCUGACAGUGAUGGCUGGACCCCGGGACCCUCACCCUCCUGCCCCCAGCGCCCCUCCAAGGUCCCCCAGGACAGGAGCAGGAAACGUCCACAGCCUGGGGCUACACUGUCCAGUCACACCAAGAAAGAUCACACAAUCACCACCCUGCAUCCAGAGGACCGCAGAAAAGCCGAUAAGCUGAAGAAGAAGAAGAGGAGAAAGGAGAGGGAGCAUCAGGCUGGUGAGGAGAGGGAGCAUCAGGCUGGUGAGGAGAGGGAGCAUCAGGCUGGUGAGGAGAAGGAGCAUCAGGCUGGUGAGGAGAGGGAGCAUCAGGCUGGUGAGGAGAAGGAGCAUCAGGCUGGUGAGGAGAGUCAGCAGGCCCACACGACAGUCCCAGAGCUGCAGUCCCCUUUCUCCUUUGGUGGCAGAACAAUCAAAGAAGAGCCUGACGAUGAUAUCAGCAUCCCCCUUCAUCCUCAGCACUUACCUAGCCCACCCACCUGCAAAGAGGAGCCCAAAGAGGAGCCGAAGGAGGAGCGUCGACACUGGGAUGGUCGAGACCUUGAAGAAGGGGUGGUAAAGGUACAGAAGGUGGAAGGCUUUUCAGGAAGCAGAACAGUAUUCCGCCAGGGAAAACAGGUGGUGUUCCGAGACGAAGACGGAUCAGGAGAGGACGAGGACAUCAUGGUGGACUCAGACGACGACUCGUGGGACCUGGUGACGUGUUUCUGCAUGAAGCCUUUUGCAGGCCGGGCCAUGAUCGAGUGUAACAAGUGUAAUACCUGGAUCCACCUGUCGUGCGCCAAGAUCCGCAAGAGCCACGUGCCAGAGACAUAUGUGUGCCAGAGCUGUCGAGAUACUCAUGGACCCGCAGAUGCCCGCCGCUCCCACCGCUCACGCAUAGGCCCGCGCAAACAUCUGCUAGACUGACCCCAGGCCGAACCUUGAACUCUGACCCCCUCCACUCCUGUGUCCCCCCUCCACCUGCUGGACUGACCCUUCCUCAAAUUCAGGUCUUGCACCCUUCAGCAGUCUGUCCUUCAUGGUCAGCCAUGAACCCACAUUUUCUAUAAACACUUCGGUGGACCUAUCCGGAGCCUUUAUCCCAUUUGAAAACCGUUUGAGUGCUAUUUUACAUUUACUAAGGUUUGUUUCUGCUUCCCUACAGACUCUGUGCGUAAGGCAAUCACUGAAUGGAUGUCUGUCUGUAGAUGACAUUAGCAUAGCAGCAAACCGCUACUGUUGGGACUUUGUGCCUCAUGAACACUGGAAACAUUUGAACUGCCAUAUAGAGAGAAUACCCGCACAACUGCCACCCACUAUGGUGCAUGCUGGGAUUUAUGGGAAAGACGGUUUGCACUUUUUCUCAUGUUUAAAAGAAGAAGAAAAAAAAAAGAAAAAAAAAUCCAUCUGACCUUUCUGUGAUAGGGACAGGUAUGUCUUUCUGAUUAAACUGGAUUUGAUUUCUCUAAGAUGCCUCUAUUAAUGUUACACGAUUAACCAUUUAAAAUGACAAAAAAACAAGUUAAGCCUUGUCUUUAUUGCUUCAGAUGGUGCUAUAGUAUUAAG
Messenger RNA from Scomber japonicus (chub mackerel), 1859 nucleotides. RefSeq names its product PHD finger protein 13 (gene phf13). Gene Ontology annotation, molecular function: chromatin binding. Gene Ontology annotation, biological process: mitotic chromosome condensation. The coding region runs from base 114 to 1220 and encodes 368 amino acids. NCBI's taxonomy places the organism in Eukaryota, Metazoa, Chordata, Actinopteri, Scombriformes, Scombridae. The record is from RefSeq and is a predicted model, not a curated record. The transcript has 5 exons.